Exophiala xenobiotica is the source of this 3139-nucleotide messenger RNA. RefSeq lists its product as uncharacterized. Gene Ontology annotation, cellular component: cytoplasm. Bases 304 to 3066 code for a protein of 920 amino acids. Lineage: Eukaryota; Fungi; Ascomycota; Eurotiomycetes; Chaetothyriales; Herpotrichiellaceae. The record is from RefSeq and is a predicted model, not a curated record. The transcript has a single exon. Gene Ontology annotation, molecular function: zinc ion binding.
GCAGGAAAUUGAACACCUUUCGUCUACGACCACAAAGCCAUACUCUGUUCCAUUACUCAUACGCCAUCCUGAUGGAUGUCUUUUAGUUGGAUUUGUUGUUCAUCUCAUAUUGCGGUUGCGCACCUAGGCCGGUGGAAGCUGCGACUGAAUGAUGGCAUCAGCAAACGCCCUUAGAUAAUUAUCCUUGAACGAGAGAUCGCUUGCUCAGCGAUCAGCGACCAGCGACCAAGAUGCCCGUGAGGAUGAGGAUGAGAUGGACCGCUUACGCUGGGGUAUGUAUCCUGCCUGCGCUUCUUCUGUUGUAUGAGCCUGUCUAUGAGUGCUGACAGUCGGGUGCUUGUCCAGGCCUCGACCGCCCUCGCUGCCGGUGUCAUACUCAAAGCUCUGGCACAGCGACCGAACUUCUACUCCGCCGCCGUUUACCUCUCGCAGUCCUCCGCUAACCUCAUGAUCCUGACGAACCUCCUCUUCGUCGUCGCGUGCACAUUCUUGCUUGGACUACAGAAACUACUCUAUGGAAAUCUACGGCCAAUCGAGAUUGAACAGCUGUACGAGAAAGCAUGGUUCGCAGUCACCGAGACGUGUCUUGCGAUGACAGUAUUCAGAGGCGAACUGGGUCUACCAUUCCUCGCAAUGUUCUUCGCUCUUCUUACAGGAAAAGUCUGGGGCUGGAUAGGAGAAGGUCGUGUAGAGGUGCUAGAGCAGCAACCGCCCAGGAACCCACGACUUUUCCAUACACGUCUCGCUUUGAGUCUGGGCUUGAGUGUCGCUUUCGAUCUAACAAUGCUUGAAUACGUGGUGAAACAAGUCAUGAGGAUGGCCAGACCGGAUAUGAUGGUCAUGUUUGGUUUCGAAUUCGCCGUGCUCUCGAUUAUGAGCAUGAGUACCGCCCUACGGUACGCCGUCAAUUUACUUGAGAUUGGAAUCGUACGAGAACAGAAGCGGCAGCGUAUUGAGCAAAUCAAGAGAGAACGAGUGCAUGCUGCUGUCACCGAGUUUCAAGAAUCACAGGCCCAACAAGCCACUCCGACAGAUGCCUCUGAGACGACACCAACCCCCACCCUGCAGACUCUUGAGCAAGUGAGGCGGGAAGCCUUCGACCAACCUGUUGACGAGAACGAGGUCGAAGUUGAAGGAUGGGAGGACAAAGGCCGCUACAUGUUUUACCUCAACCUUGCUACGGACUUUUUCAAGCUGGUGAUUUAUUUGGCGUUUUUCUUCAUUCUACUUGUAUUUUAUGGACUGCCGAUACAUAUCUUGAGAGAUGUGUUCUUGACGAUGCGGUCAUUCUUGAAACGGAUUUCGGAUUUCAUGAAAUAUCGUGCGGCGACGAGGGAUAUGAAUGCUCGAUACCCCGAUGCUACCGCAGAGGAUAUCGGACGAGAAGACGUAUGCAUAAUAUGCCGGGAGGAGAUGCAACCUUAUCAGCCACCAGCUGCGCAAGACGGCCAGCGACCGAAUCCUGUUGCGGAGAGGAUGCGACCUAAGAAGCUACCGUGUGGACACAUUUUGCACUUUUCUUGCCUAAGAAGUUGGCUUGAGAGACAACAGAUAUGUCCCACGUGCAGAGCGAACGUCGUGCGACCGCCGCAAGGAGGUGCUGCUGGUGCUGGCCAUGGUGGACCGGCUCAAGGUGAUGCGAGGCAAGCUCAACCUAAUGGGAGACAAGGUCCACGGGUGUAUCAAUUCGGACCGCUCCGGAUAGGCGUGGGCGCAGCGAGAGGGAACAACAUGUUUGAAGAGCUACAACAGCAACUUGCCGAUGCCGGAGCUAUUCCUCGCCCUCCAGCAAACGCGAAUGGGAAUGGGAACGCGAAUGCAGAUCCAAACGCUCCAAGACAAUUUGGUGUAGGAUUUCGGUGGUCGGCGAGUCGACGACGGCGACCAGGGGAAUCUCACAGGAGUACCGAAACCCGGAUCGAUGCGUUGGAGCAGCAGAUUCAGCGAGAGGCGGAACAGUUGGCUCGAAAUUCCGCAGAGCUGAGUGUCCUCCAGUCCAUGCAAACUGAAUUGCAGAGAUUGCGUGCAACUAGGGGCACUCCGAUACAGAGGAACAGUGCAGCACAGGGUAUGGUACCAGGAGCGGGGUCUGCAAAUGUCACUCAGACCAUGAGCCCGCUCACCAAUACGCGAACGGGGGCUCGAGGCACAACGAGGUUUGAGGCAGGUGAUCAACAGAAUAUUAUCCAAGCAGGAAGCGACAGAUUACCGCCAGGUCUUACGCUGCCAGAGGGUUGGUCAAUGACCCCUUUGCAUCCAGUGGAAGGAGUGGCAGUAACGCAGUCUCCUCUGGGGGCAAACAACGCUGGUUUGGCAGGCAUGCCUGCAAUCCCUUUCCCCUUCACAGGUUUCGUACCUGAUCCAUCGUUUGGAGGACAAUUCCCGCACAUGAACUUCCCUGGCUUUGGGUUUCCACCGGCAUUCGGCCCUCGGCCACCACCCAACAUGGCAGGCCAUGAUCAAGCAGGUACACCGCAACCGAAUGGUACCCAAGCCCAGCCACAAGCACCAGGAGGACCUCCGCCACAACAUCAAAUACGGCCAGGUUUUCCUCCGCCGUUCGGCAAUCGCUCUGGCGCCAAUCCCGCAGUGCACCUGCAAAGACCUCAAGCUCAGCAGAACGGAAUCCUACAAUAUACCCCCACAGAGGCUCCGGCACAGCAUCCCUCAGGGACGGGUUUCCCUCCUUUCGAAAAUGGGCCAGGCUUGGAUCUCCCAAACUGGGGAGAUUUGGCUGCUCAACUCGUUCAGCAGCAGCCACAGGCAAACGGACACAGACCUGGCGAAGGUGCUUCUACAAGCGAUGGCGGCGCCGGUGCUGCCAGUACUAGCGCAGUUAAUGGACAUCAGCAGAUUCCAGUAUCCCCACCAUCCGGGCCGUUGCCCUCGUGGGGCUUUGACACUGCGACUGACAACGAGCGUUCAAGCAGUAGCAACGCCGCUCAGGUAAAUGGCAGUCGCGAUGAAGACAGCAAUACUAGUGCACCGUCGUCACCAUCGUCGCAGCCUGGUGAAGGGAAGAAUCGGCAAGCUUCUGUGGAGGAUUUGGUUGAGGAUCCGGAUUGAGGGUGAAUGUGUUGCAUAGCAUCAGAAAGUGCUCGAGACUCUGCUAGGGAUCAAAAUCAUCAUGAUUGCUUCU